AUGUCUACAAGCACCCUUGGCAACGCUGUCUACUUCCCACUGUUUCUACGAUGGCUCUACGAUACCCUUGUCCUCAAUUUUUACUGUCCAUUAGCCUGGGGAUGUCCUAGAAACGUCCUCUCAGGUCACUAUAGCAAGCACGUUUCCUGCCUUGUCAAACCUAAGGCAAGACUACUGGAUAUCGGUGUCGGCACUGGCUAUUUUAUGCAGAGUGCGCCUCUGCCUCCUGGUUCGGCAAUCGUUCUGGCCGACAUCAAUCAGAGCCCCCUAGCCGAGGCUCAACACCGCAUCCAACUGGCACAUCCCAAUGUCAUCGUUGACAUAGCUCAAGCUGACGUCUUCGUGCUCGGCGAUACCUCGCAACUACCUUCAGCUCUGCAUACGAGUAGCAACGGACAGUUCGACGUCAUUUCUUGUAUGCUGUUAUUGCACUGUCUCCCUGGAAGUCCCAGGCGAAAAGGAGAGGCUAUGGCAGGGUUAGGUCACCUUCUGAAACCAGAUGGUGUUCUGGUUGGUGCAACAGUAUUAGGCGGUGGAGUGAAACACAAUGCUUUUGGAAGGUUCCUUAUGUUCUGGCACAAUCUUUUGGGCGUUUUCCACAAUAACAACGAUUAUGCAGCUGACAUAGUUGAGCCACUCAAGGCCGAUUUCAAGAACGUAGACUGGCAGAUGGUUGGGACAACACUUCUCUUUGAGGCAAAGGCGCCUAGGGCUCGAGCUAUAUAG
Molecule: messenger RNA, 726 nt
Organism: Colletotrichum acutatum
Lineage: Eukaryota; Fungi; Ascomycota; Sordariomycetes; Glomerellales; Glomerellaceae
Product: methyltransferase domain-containing protein
Exons: 1
Coding region: 1-726 (241 amino acids)
Molecular function (GO): methyltransferase activity
Source: RefSeq, a predicted model, not a curated record